ACGAAAAUACGAAGCCUCCACCCAGUAAAAAUUGAAAAACAGAAGCAGAGAAACUUGAGACUCUGAUAGAGUCCGACCGGCGACUCUGCGAAUUCUCGGGUCGGCGGAUCCAACUCUCAACUCUAACACUAUGGAAGAAGCCUCCCUUAGCAAUAAGGAUAUGCUUGAUGGUGAAUGCAAUGAGAUUCAAAAAGAAGAAGAUGGUGUAAUGACAGAAUUAGAUUAUCAAAAUGGCCUCUCUGAAGGAAGGAAGGAAUUCGUUGCACCUGCUGUUGGAAUGGAGUUCGAGUCAUAUGAUGAUGCUUACAAUUAUUAUAAUUGCUAUGCCAAGGAAGUGGGGUUUCGUGUUAGAGUGAAGAAUUCAUGGUUCAAGCGUAAUAGCAGAGAGAAGUAUGGUGCUGUACUUUGUUGCAGCAGUCAGGGUUUCAAAAGAAUCAAAGAUGUAAAUCGAUUAAGGAAGGAAACAAGAACUGGUUGCCCUGCAAUGAUAAGAAUGAGGUUAGUUGACUCCAAAAGGUGGAGGGUACUCGAAGUUUCACUUGAACACAACCAUUUGUUAGGGACUAAGAUCUACAAAUCAAUUAAGAAGAUGGGUGGUGGAAUUAAAAGGAAGUCAGAGUCGAAUUGCGAUGCAGAAGUACGAACAAUCAAGUUGUACCGAGCACUUGUGAUUGAUGCAGGGGGGAAUGGGGGCUCAAAUGCUAAUGCAAGAGAAGUAGGGAAUUUUACUGAUCAUCCCAGUCAGCUUAAUCUGAAAAAGGGUGACACACAAGCCAUUUAUAACUAUCUCUGCCGUAUGCAAUUGGCUAAUCCAAACUUCUUUUACUUGAUGGAUCUCAAUGGUGAAGGGUGUUUGAGGAAUGUGUUCUGGGUUGAUGGUAGGUCUAGGGCUGCAUGUGGUUAUUUUGGUGAUGUUAUUUAUUUUGACAAUACAUAUUUGUCAAACAAAUAUGAGAUUCCUCUUGUGGCAUUUGUUGGAAUUAAUCACCAUGGCCAAUCGGUGUUGCUCGGUUGUGGCCUGCUUGCAGGGGAGAUGACAGAAUCUUAUAUUUGGUUGUUCAAAGCUUGGCUUACAUGUAUGUCAGGACGCCCUCCACAAACUAUCAUUACCGAUAGGUGCAAGGUUCUGCAGAGCACAGUUGCAGAGGUGUUUCCAAGAUCUCAUCAUUGUUUUGGUUUGUCACACAUUAUGAAAAGAGUUCCAGAAAAACUUGGAGGAUUACGUAACUAUGAUGCAAUCAGGAAAUCAAUGGUUAAAGCAGUUUAUGAAACUUUGAAGGUUAUCGAAUUUGAAGCUGCAUGGGGAUUUAUGAUCCAGCGUUUUGGAGUUGGUGAUCAUGAGUGGCUUCGAUCUUUGUAUGAAGAUCGAGUUAGGUGGGCACCCAUUUAUCUGAAAGACACAUUUUUUGCCGGAAUGUCUGCUGCACGUCCAGGUGAGACCCUGAAUCCCUUUUUCGAUAGAUACGUGCAUAAACAGACUCCUUUGAAAGAAUUUCUCGAUAAGUAUGAAUUAGCUCUUCAUAAGAAGCACAAAGAAGAAGUCCUUGCAGAUAUUGAGUCAAGAAGCUCAAGCCCCACACUGAAAACACGAUGUUCUUUUGAGUUGCAGCUCUCAAAAGUGUACACAAGAGAAAUAUUCAAGAAGUUCCAAUAUGAAGUGGAAGAGAUGUAUUCUUGUUUUAGCACAACACAGUUACACGUUGAUGGGCCAAUCAUAAUAUUCUUGGUCAAGGAGCGUGUUUUGGGUGAGGGAAACAGGAGGGAGAUCAGGGAUUAUGAAGUUCUGUACAACAGAACAGCAGGCGAGGUUCGUUGUAUUUGUAGUUGCUUUGGCUUUUAUGGGUACCUGUGCCGGCAUGCGUUGUGCGUGCUUAAUUUCAAUGGGGUGGAGGAGGUCCCUCCUAAAUACAUUCUGUCACGAUGGAAAAAGGAUUACAAGCGGUUAUAUAUUCCAGAUCUUGGCUCUGGCAAUGCUACUGACCGUGUGCAAUGGUUUAAUCAAUUAUACAGGAGUGCCUUGCAAGUUGUGGACGAGGGGGUGAUCUCUCUAGAUCAUUACAAGGUGGCAUUGCAAGCUUUUGAGGAAUCAUUGAAUAGGGUUCAUGAUGUAGAAGGCAGGCAGGCAUUGCAAGCUUUUGAGGAGUCAUUGAAUUUGGUUCAUGAUGUAGAAAGAGUCAAAAGCAAUAUGGAUGAAGUUUCUCUCAACAGUGAGCCAGUUGGUGAUGAUGAUGCUGAUGAAUUUGAGAUAGAAGGAGACUGGACAAUGAUGGAAUAUGUUGGUCAAAAUGGCAUAAUUCAAGGAGAGAAUCCUCUUCCUCCUGCUGUUGGAAUGGAGUUUGAGUCUUAUGAGGAUGUAUAUUACUUUUACAAUUGUUAUGCCAAGGAACAGGGAUUUGGGGUUAGAGUAAGCAAUACGUGGUAUAGAAAGAGUAAGGAAAGAUACAGAGGAAAACUUAGCUGCAGCAGUGCAGGUUUUAAAAAGAAAAGUGAAGCAAACCGUCCAAGGCCAGAAACAAGAACUGGUUGUCCAGCAAUGAUAAAAUUCAGAUUGAUGGACUCCAAAAGGUGGAGAAUUAUUGAAGUCGAGGUUGAGCACAACCACUUGAUUAGCUCUAAAAGUGGAAAAUUUUAUAAAUCUCAUAAGCACCUGGGUCUUGGAACCAAACGAACAUUGCAGUUAGAUGGCACUGAAGAAGUACAAAAAGUUAGGCUGUUUCGGACAGUGGUUAUUGAUGCUGAGGAUAAUGGAACUGUAGAUGUUGAUGAAAGAGAAUUUGGGAAUAAUGUUGACUACUGCAAUCAAUUGAAGCUUAAAGAAGGAGAUGCUCAAGCAUUUCUUAAGUACUUCUGCUGCUCACAAUUGAUGGAUCCAAACUUCUUCUAUGUGGUAGAUCUCAAUGAGAAGGGAUGCUUGAGGAAUUUGUUUUGGACAGAUGGAAGGGCCAGGGUUGCGUAUGGCUAUUUUGGUGAUGUAGUUACAAUUGACACUACAUGUUUGACAAAUAAAUAUGAAGUUCCCCUGGUUUCUUUUGUUGGAGUGAAUCACCAUGGACAAUCCGUGCUGUUGGGUUGUGGUUUACUUGCUGGUGAGACUACUGAAUCAUAUACAUGGUUGUUUAGGGCAUGGCUUACGGGUAUGUUAGGACGCCCUCCACAAGCUAUUAUUACUGACCAAUGUACAGCCUUACAAACUGCUGUUGCUGAUGUUUUCCCAAGAGCUUCCCACUGUCUUUGCUUAUCAAAUAUCAUGCAGAAAGUUCCAGAGAAACUGGGAGGAUUUUUUGAAUACGAAGCAAUUAAAGCAGCAUUGAGUAGAGCAGUUUAUUACUCGCUGAGGUCUGAGGAAUUCGAAGCAGCUUGGGAGGAUAUGAUGCAGCAUCAUGGACUUAGGGAACACAAAUGGCUUCAAGCAUUAUAUGAAGAUAGGAAACGGUGCAUUCCAGUUUAUUUGAAGGAGAUAUUCUUGGCUGGAAUGUUUCCCACCCAACCAAGCGACGUUGUAUCUUCAUUCUUUGAAGGAUAUCUUGACAAACAAACUCAUUUGAGAGAAUUUUUAGACAAGUAUGAUCAGGCUCUGCAGACAAAGUGUCAGCUUGAAGCCUUGGCAGAUUUGGAUUCAAGAAACUCAAGCUAUAUGCUAAAAUCAAGAAGUUAUUUUGAACUGCAGCUCUCAAAAUUGUACACGAAUGACAUACUAAGGAUGUUCGUGAGAGAGGUGGAGGGAAUGUACUCUUGUUUUAGCACCAGACAAUUAAAUGGUGAUGGGCCAAUCUUCACGUACAUUGUAAAGGAACAAGUUGAAGUGGAGGGAAACAGGAGGGAAACAAGGGAUUACGAGGUCGUUUAUAACGCACCUGAAAUGGAGAUCCUUUGCGUUUGUGGGUUAUUCAACUUCAAAGGUUAUUUAUGCAGGCAUGCACUGUCUCUCCUCAACCAAAAUGGCAUGGAGGAGAUACCGCCUCAGUACAUUCUUUCGCGGUGGAGAAAGGAUAUUACGCGCAGUUAUGUUGUUGAUCACAGCUCCAACGGCAUUGACGCUAAUAACCCAGUUCAUAGGUAUGAUCAUCUCUACAAAUGCGUGGUGCAGGUUGUGGAGGAAGGGAGGAAAUCACAAGACCGUUACAAGUUUGCAGUGCAAGCGUUGGAUGAGAUAUUAAACAAGCUUCAUCUUGUAGAGGAUCAGCCGGUGUAGUUUAUGUAACUUUGAAGAAAGUAUGUAUAUAUUAAUCUAGUUUAUUAUUCACAA
Molecule: messenger RNA, 4246 nt
Organism: Alnus glutinosa
Lineage: Eukaryota; Viridiplantae; Streptophyta; Magnoliopsida; Fagales; Betulaceae
Exons: 4
Coding region: 131-4192 (1353 amino acids)
Biological process (GO): regulation of DNA-templated transcription
Molecular function (GO): zinc ion binding
Source: RefSeq, a predicted model, not a curated record